Messenger RNA from Xenia sp. Carnegie-2017, 3897 nucleotides. RefSeq names its product protein sel-1 homolog 1-like. The transcript is spliced from 21 exons. Gene Ontology annotation, biological process: ERAD pathway. The record is from RefSeq and is a predicted model, not a curated record. The coding region runs from base 693 to 3392 and encodes 899 amino acids. Gene Ontology annotation, cellular component: endoplasmic reticulum membrane. Gene Ontology annotation, molecular function: protein binding. Lineage: Eukaryota; Metazoa; Cnidaria; Anthozoa; Malacalcyonacea; Xeniidae.
UUCACCCAUGGAGCUCUUUUUGACGGAUGGAAAACGCGAAUAAACGUACGUGUUCAUUUAGGAGGACAACAAAAUAGAUGGAAAAAUUUCGAAGAUUUUCUGUUCAUUUGUUGUCCUUAUAAAAAUGCGAGGAAGAAGAAUUAUUUUACUUGUUUUCGUCACUUUUUUUGUUUAUAAGGAUGAGGUGUUUAGCACGGGAGUAUCGAAGGAUGAAGAAAAAGACGAAAAAGAGCAUUUGCAUUUGACAAGUCAAGAUAUAGCUGCAAAGGAUAUGAACAUAAAUGUUAAUCUUGGCAAUGUACAAAAGAUAAAUGAUGAAAAUGAUCCAGAAACGAUUGAAAAUUUGAACAGAAAGACACCAUUACUUCUCCAAACGAAAAAGCCAAGCAAAUUGAGGAAGAUACCAAUAAAAAACUGAUACUUUUGUGAUUGGAAGUAAUGAAGGCAAUGUUAGAGAACCAAACACUGAAAAAAUAUAUGAAAAACCUACAGACAAAGAAACUAAAGAAUUUAAAACAGAAGAACACAUUACAACUGAUUAUAAAAAUAAAGAUAUUUCUGCAGAAGCUUCAAAAUACAAGGAAAAGGCUUACAGUCAUAAAUUAUUGGAUGACAGUAUAUCAUCACUGGAUGAGAAAGUUUUGAUCAAAACACACGAUGAUACAUCAGAAGAUAUUGACAGAAUUGUCAUAAUGGAGCAAGAUGUUGCUCAAGAAAAGCAAAGUGAUGAUGCAAUGAAACAAUUUACUAAAUCUAAACAUAAGAAUAUACUAUUGCAUGAAAGUGUUGGUUUAAAAGACGGCAAUUUUAUGUCUUAUCAAGAUAAGAAAUCAAAAGCAAAGGAAAAGAUGAGUGAUGAUCAAGAUGAUAAAUCCAUGGAUAAUUAUGAUAGUAUAGAGGAACAAGAUGAUGUGUCAAAGGAUCAAGAUCUGAAAUCUGAGGUUAAAAAAGAGAUUAUGGAUAACAAAGAUGACAUGCCCAUUGGACAAGAUGAUGGUAUGAAGAAUAAAAAAAAUGAUGUAUUAGAGGAACAAGAUGAGAAAUCUGAGGUUGAGAAAGACCCCUAUGAUGAUGAAGAUGAUGAUGAUGUACCCAUUGGUCAAGAUAAUGGCAAUGACAAGCAGGAUGAUGUAUCUGACGACGAGAAUGGUGUUGUGAAUGAAGUCUAUGAGGAUGAAGAUAACUUGUUGGAUGAAUCAGAAUUUGUGGAGGAUCCUCUACUGGAUGAUGAUGAUGAUGAUGAUGAUGAUGAUGUAUUAAGUGAGAAUCCACAAUCUGAAGAUGAAAUUGUAGACACUGACAUAGUAGACACUGACACAUACAAUGAAAUCUCGGAUGAAACAAUAGAAUUACCAAUCAUUGAAGUCAAUUCAUAUGAAAUUUUAGAUGAUGGAAAACAGUUACCAAAGGACUCAAUUGCUCCAGCUUCAAAUAAUCAUGAUGACGAUGAAAGUGUAUCAGAAUAUGAUUCAAAACAAGAUGAAAAGAAAGAAAAUGACCAAGACAGUCUAUCUUUAACUGUCACCAAAGAAAGUCCUUUAUUAUCAACCCAAAGUUCUUCAACGUUAAAAAAAGAAAAUCCAGCCUCUUUGUCUGAUCCAGGCUCUUCUAUUCAUGAGGCGGAAAAUGUGAAAGAAGCUCAUUUGGGACAACAGUUAUAUGAUGAAGCAAUGGCAUUAAUCAACAACUCCAAAACUAAGACGAAUUCAAGAAUAAUCCCCCUUCUUGAUAAAGCAGCAAAUGAGCACAGACAUCAAAAAUCUCAGGAAGAGCUUGGCGAGAUUUACAUGUUUGGCAAUGGUACCGGUCAAAAUUUUUCUCGAUCUUUCGAGUUGCUUGAGAUGGCAGCAAAUAGUGGCUCACCAAAGGCACAGCAGAUGCUUGGAUUCAUGUACGCAUCUGGUAUGAGUGUUAAUUCGAGUCAGAGCAAAGCUCUAGUCUAUUUUACAUUUGCCGCUUUGGGAGGUGAAACCAUGGCUGAAAUGACUUUGGGCUAUCGAUACUUCUCUGGAAUAACAGUUCAAGAAAACUGCGAAACGGCGCUAACUUAUUAUAGAAGGGUGUCUAGCAAAGUUGUUGGCGACAUUUCUACGAUUGGUGGACCCGCAAUUCAACGUAUACGUUUAUCGGAUGAAGUAGAUCAGACAAGUAACAGUGCAAUGUUGGAUGAAGAUUUGAUCCAGUAUUAUCAGUUUUUGGCUGAGAAAGGAGAUGUCCAAGCUCAGGUUGGUAUAGGUCAGUUGCAUUUUCAUGGAGGCAGGGGAGUAGAGCAGGAUUUUGCGAGAGCGCAUCGUUACUUUCAAAUGGCCGCAGACACAGGGAAUUCAAACGCUUUCGCUUUCUUAGGAAAGCUUUAUUCUAACGGCAACAGUGCAGUUAAAGCCAACAAUGAAACAGCCAUGAAAUACUUCAAAAAGGCUGCGGAAAUGGGUAACCCCGUUGGUCAAAGUGGUGUUGGUUUGAUGUACUUGUUUGGAAAAGGCGUACCUAAGGAUUAUGCGUUGGCUAUCAAGUAUUUCAAACUAGCAGCUGAUCAAGGUUGGGUCGAUGGACAACUUCAGCUUGGAACGAUUUAUUAUCAUGGCCUUGGAGUAAAGAGAGACUACAAGCAAGCUUUCAAGUUUUUUAAUCUUGCAUCUCAGUCUGGUAAUAUUCAAGCUCUUUAUUUUUUGGGAAUGAUGUAUUCAUCUGGAACUGGUACAAUAAGAUCUUGUCGCACAGCGACAGAACUUUUCAAGAACGUCGCCGAGCGUGGUAAAUGGUCGGUUAUGUUAAUGGACGCUUAUAAGGCUUACAAAUCUGGUCAAAUUAACAAAGCUCUGGUGAAAUAUGCUUAUCUGGCCGAGUUAGGCUACGAAACAGCUCAGAGUAAUGUUGCAUAUAUACUUGAUCAAGAACUUGAUACGGUAAUGUCUGACGACUUUACGUAUCCUAGGGCAUUACUUUAUUGGACAAGAGCAGCUCAACAAGGUAACGUAGGUGCUCGAGUAAAAGUAGGAGACUAUUAUUAUUAUGGACAAGGUACUAAAGUCAAUUACGAGACUGCUGCUUUUCAUUAUACCGUGGCACAGGAACAGUUCAGAAGUGCCCAAGCAAUGUUCAACCUUGGUUAUAUGCACGAGAGGGGAUUGGGAAUGAAAAAGGAUAUUCAUCUUGCAAAAAGGUUUUAUGAUAUGGCUGCCGAAGCUAGUCCUGAUGCUCAGGCUCCAGUUACUUUAGCUCUGGCUAAACUUGGUGUGCUUUACAGUCUGGAUUGGAUAAAUAAUAACUACGACGUAUGGUCUCGUAUCCAUGUCAAUCUGGAUGAACGCUUAGGGACAAAUUGGGAUAUUUAUUUAAUGACAAUAUUGGCCAUCCUUGUUGGUCUCCUUAUCAUUCUACGUUGGAGAUAGCCGAUUAUUUUAUUGUCAGCUUUUUCCCUGCCAAUGUACAACAUACCGUUCAUAUGCACUCAAUUCAUAAAAUCAUGUGAGACUGACUGUAUAAAAGCACACAUAUUUAAUAAUGUCUUCAUUUUUUUGAGCGUGGAAUGUAGACGGUUAGGGUGUGUUCUGAACUACGCGUGCCGUUUUCGUCAUCAAUAUAAAAUUUUAAGUUGGUUACAGUUGAGUGCUUUACCUCAAAAUAAAUUUGCUUGUAAAAGUGAUAUUAAUCCACAUACUCAUAUAUUUAUCGACCAUUUCAAAAGUCAUUUACGUUUAUAUUUUGCUUGUCGACUUAAACCAGGAAUAUUAUUUUGGAUCGUGAUCUGUACUCAACGCUUUUAUUAGAAACUUUAUUGACAUAAGUUUAAUUUUUGAACGUUUACAUGGUCAUCCUGUCAUGUGGCUAUCUGGUGGCUGUAAUUAAUGAAAUUUUAUACAUUACAUUGUAGUAUUAUUACUACAACAUAAUAAA